CCUCACCGAACGUCCCGAAAGCCACAAGCCGAGUUCCUCUGCUCUGCACCCUGAAGCAGCCGAACAGAGCGACCAGUCUCCAGAGCGCUCCCCAUGGCGUCAGGAGAUGCGGCUCCCGGUGCCGUGCAGACCGUUGUGCUGAGGGUGUCCAUCCACUGCCAGGGAUGCAAGAAGAAGGUCAGAAAGGUGCUCAAGAACGUCGAAGGCGUGCACAACGUGACGGUGGACGGUGCGGCGCACAAGGUGACGGUGACCGGGACUGUGGACGCCGACACGCUCGUCAAGAGGCUCUACAAGUCCGGCAAGCAGGCCGUGCCGUGGCAGUGGCGCCCACCCGCCGCGGCGGACAAGAAGCCGGAGGCUGCCGCGGCGGAGGCGCAGCCGGCCGGUGACGGCGGCAAGGAUGCUGCUGCUGCUGCGGCGGCGGACAAGAAGCCCGAGGAGCCAGUGAAGGAGCCGCAGGCCGAGAGCUCGGAGAAGAAACCGGAGCAGGAGACGGGGGCCUCGGAGAAGAAGCCGGAUGCAGAGAAAAUAACAGAGACAGAGAAGGAGGAGGCGAAGCCGAGCGAUAAGACGAAGAAGAACGACGGCGCGAGCGAGGCGGCGGAGCCGAAGGCCAAGAACGCAGAGCCGGCGAAGGAAGCCGUAGCCCCCGCUGCCAAGGAUGUUGCCAAUGAAGAGGACGGGGCAAAGAAGAGCAAGAACAACGAGCCAAAGGGCGGCUGCGAGGCGGAACCCGCUGUCACGGUGGAGAGGUCCCUGUCAUCGCCUCCGAUGGCGGCGCCCAAGCACGCGUACGAGGAGUACAGCUACCCCUACAACGCGCCACAGCCGGUGCUGAGCUACCACAUGGCGCAGCCGAGCGCGAGCCAGUCGUACUAUGCGCCGCAGCCGCAGCCGGCGUACUCCGUGCAGCAGGCGCAGGCGCAGUCAAUGCCGGACUGGUCUCCCUCCUACCUGCACAUGCCGUACCAGCAGCACUCGGCGCCGGAGUCGUACUACCACGACUACUACAGCCCGCCUGGCACGCACGCCUCGCCGCCGCUGCAGGACUCGUACCGCAUCUUCGACGACGAAAACCCCAACUCCUGCAGCGUCAUGUGAGUUGACUGGCACGACGUGACGCCCUGGCUGCCGCCGGCCGCCGUGGCUAAAUUUGUCUUCGGAAGGAAGUAGAUGAGACGGCGGCUUCACAAUAGAGACCCCUGUGGUUGUUACUCUCUUCCACUGAGAGGUCCAACUGUCCAAGCUCUCCGUGACCGAGCCUUUCUUUUUUUAAUCACUUUUACUGUUCUAAUUAAGUAAUUAGAGCAUGUAAUUAUAAUGAGAUACGCCUUUACUUGUAGUUAUUUUUCACUUUGUCCUUAGCGGCUACUAGAAUUUUGCAUAAGCUACUACUAAAA
This is a messenger RNA of Phragmites australis (common reed), 1403 nucleotides long. Its product is annotated as heavy metal-associated isoprenylated plant protein 35-like. The record is from RefSeq and is a predicted model, not a curated record. Bases 94 to 1104 code for a protein of 336 amino acids. Lineage: Eukaryota; Viridiplantae; Streptophyta; Magnoliopsida; Poales; Poaceae. The transcript has 3 exons. Gene Ontology annotation, molecular function: metal ion binding.